Leptomonas pyrrhocoris is the source of this 2937-nucleotide messenger RNA. RefSeq names its product putative mitochondrial amino acid permease (AAT1.1). Gene Ontology annotation, biological process: amino acid transmembrane transport. The coding region runs from base 1114 to 2937 and encodes 607 amino acids. The transcript has a single exon. Lineage: Eukaryota; Euglenozoa; Kinetoplastea; Trypanosomatida; Trypanosomatidae. The record is from RefSeq and is a predicted model, not a curated record. Gene Ontology annotation, molecular function: amino acid transmembrane transporter activity.
AGGUCACAGAAAGUUGCAACGGCAGCUCGGCGCUGAGCACAGUGGCGCCUCCUUGCGCAUGUGUUUGCAGCUCUCUUUUUUCAUUCUUCUUCUGCUGGCGCACGUCUAUUGUGUCUUGUUUAUUUGUGAGCAUUUAUGUCAUUUCCCAUGGAGGACACGAAUACACAAGCACGAGCCACGCACUGCGCACACGUCGCUGUAUUCUCUCAUCGAGUCUUUCUGAAGCCGUCACUCACCACCUUUUAAGAACCAUGUUCGAGUACAAUAAUUCUGUGAAGGCACUCCUUCAUCUUCUAGUCCAUAAAACUUUAAAGUACUAGAGAAUGAAAUUUAAAAUAACUCUCCGCUGCACCAAUCAAAUAGUAGUGUAUUAUCUCCUUCUUAUUUCCGUUUGUAUGUUAAUCAUUUAACACACGCACACACAUAUAUAUAUACACGCCACUAAUAUGGGUGAGCGUGCGGGUGCGUAACUACGUACUCAAGUGGCUUUCUGUUCCCUAGCUCAUACAUACAUAUAUAUAGAGAGAGAGAUAUCUAUAUGCGUGUGUUUGCCCGUUUGUUUUUCCGUUUUUACGAAAUCGCAUUUAAAAGCUAAAUGAUACACCAGAACGAAACUAUCGCAAAGCAAAAAACAAAGCAGAGCUGUCCGCGCGACAGGCACCGUCAGCGUAUUUACUAAUCAUCGUAUUGCUUUCUAUUUCUGUUGUUGCUGUUGCGCGCUCCGUUCUUCGCGUUCCCUCUCGCUCUCUGUGUGAUAACAAGUGGGAAGUCUACACUGCCUUGUGAAGUGGGAGCGACGUGCCAGCGCUCUCCCUUCGGCGUCCUCUUCCCCCUUCUUUUCUUCUCCCCGUCUGCCGACGCGCUACUUCAACUUCUGAACGGAGGCUUCAAUUGCUUUUCUCCUCCCUCCUCCCCCCUGUCUCUCGCUCCUCGCUGUGAUGGCGGUUUGCUUCUUCCUCCUCCUCUCCUCGCGUUACAACGAAUAGCUAACUCCGUCUUUGUCCACUCGCCUACAGUCUUUCUCUCGUCUUUCCUCCUGCCUUUUGUGCUACUCCACACUAUUUUUUUUUUCAAGCCCCUCCCGCGGUGACGCACGCUUCGCAUUGCAGCAGCAUGUCUCACCAAGCCAGCAACCGUCACGCCCCCGACGUGCAAUCCUACGCGCCGCAGCGUGAGGAGUACUCGGACCGCGCCAGCGGCUCCAUUGCGCAGGGGAACAUGAACACGUACACAGCGACGACGACGACGGCAAGAAGAGAGAAGCACCAUGCACACAAGCACAGCCGGUCGCAGCGCCGCGGUGGCUGCGGGGGCGUCUUCCAGUGCCUGGGUCAGGCGGCGCUGCGCGUUGUGCACACGAUUGUCCCGCCGGGUGGCAUUCUGUCCGGCGCCUUCAACAUGGCGAGCGGGUCCAUCGGUGCGGGAAUCCUGGGCCUGCCCUCCGCGGGCGACUCCGCCGGUCUUGUUCUUGGCGUCAUCUACCUUGUCAUCAUCACGUACUUCUCCGUGUUCUCCAUGUACAUCCUUGCCCUGGCGGCGCAGAGCACCCGCAUCAAGAGCUUCGAGGGCAUGGCGCGCUGGCUGUUCCCGUACGGGAACUACGCCUUCUCCUACUGGGCCGCGUUCAUUCGCUGGUUCCACGCCUUCGCCGGAUGUGUCGCGUACAUCAUCAGUGUCGGGAACUGCCUGGGUCCCAUCUUCGACGAUGCCAAGAAGCGCCACCCGGGCAACAGCGCCAUUGAGUUCUUCGCCACCACGCAAGGCCUGCGUGUGCUGACAGUGGUUAUUUGGGCGUGCAUCAUGCUGCCGAUGGUGGUGCCGAAGCACAUCGACUCCCUCCGCUACGCCUCCGCCUUCGCCAUCACCUUCAUGGUGUACUUCGUCAUUGUGGUGGUCAUCCACAGCUGCCGCCACGGGCUGCCCGAAAACGCGAAGUAUGUGAUGCUCUCUGGCAACGAAAAGGACGACGCUGAGCUGACCGUGAACGCGGUGUUUCUUUUCCGCACCGGCAACUCCGUCAUUCAUUCCGUCGGUGUGUUCAUGUUUGCCUACGUCUGUCAAGUGAACGCUUAUGAGAUAUUUUGGGACUUCAGGCCGGAGAUUCGCACGACGAAGAACUACACCUGGUCGGCGCUUAUCGGCAUGCUGAUCUGCGGCACCCUCUACAUUCUCGUGUGCGUGUUCGGCUAUUUCGAUUUCGGCAGCGAGAACCUCCUCGGCAAGUCGCUGCUGCUGAUGUACCACCCGCUGGAGGAGGCGGACGUGAUGAUCGCGUACGUUGGCGUCAUGAUCAAGCUGUGCGUCGCGUACGCGCUGCUCACCAUCGCGGCGCGCAACUCGAUCUACUACAUGAUCGGCUUCCAGCACCGCUACCGCAACCGCCCCGACGCCGCGGUGACCUCCCCCGUUGGCUCCGAGGAGCUGGCGGCGCAGCGCAGCAGCGGCGACGACGUGGUGGCGAAGCCGGCGGGCGCGUCGGCUGCUGGCAACGCGGUGGUGGAUCAGGACCUGGACGAUGGCCUCGCUGAAGCGGGCUGCGGCGUGCCGACUGGCAAGAAGACCGUCUCGCAAGAUGUGGCGGACGAGGUGGCAGCGAACGAGGUGGACAGGGACUUCGAGGACAACACCACGGAAGACACCACCUACAUUGACAAUAUCCCGUUCUGGAAGCAUCUCAUUGUCGUGCUGUCGCUCUCCGCCGCGUCGCUGCUGUGCGGCCUGUUCAUCCCGAACAUCAACACCGUCUUCGGCUUUGCCGGCGCCAUCAGCGGCGGCUUCCUCGCCUUCGUGUUCCCUGCGCUCUUCUUCAUGUACUCCGGCAACUUCAGCGUGGCGCAGGUGGGCUGGUUCAUCUACCUCAACACCUACAUCCUGCUGCUCUGCGGUGUAGUUGGCAUUGUGUUUGGCACCGGCGGCACGAUCUAUGAGACGCUCUAG